ACCCCCCUUUAAACGCGUCACUCGCCAGGCUGGCUGGCUGGCUGUGCUGGCUGGCUCGUGCAUUUGGCGGUGUGGUGUGUGCGGUCGGGACUGUGGUUUGUGUUUCAGGUCUGCUGGUCGUGUUGAUAUAACGACACACUUCGGGACGCAUUUUCCUCGUGGAGAGAUGGGCAUGUUGAAGAAAUGUCUGUAAAGGAGAUCGCUGUAACGCUGCUGGCCCUGCUCGGCUCGGUGUCGGUCGGUAACGCUCUACGUUGUAACUGCACAAACUGUGACAAGACCGGCUUUGAGUGCGAAACAGAUGGCGCCUGCAUGGCCUCCACGUACUACAUCCAGGGGAAGGAGCAACAUGUACGCAUCUGUAUCAACAAGGACAGCCUGGUCCCCCCUGGACAACCUUUCUACUGUCUGAGCGCAGAAGGCCUGCUCAACACACAUUGCUGCUAUUUAGAUUUUUGCAACAGUAUUGAAGUCCCUGUCCCAACAAAGGAGGGGGAUUGGUCCGGCUCAGGGAACUCCUGGGGGCCGGUGGAGCUGGUGGCGGUCAUCGCAGGGCCGGUGUUCCUUCUCUGCGUUCUGCUGAUGGUCGGCGUGUUCCUGUUCCAGUAUCACCAGAGGGCCUAUAGCCACAGGCAGAGGCUGGAGGUGGAGGACCCAUCCUGUGACCAUCUGUACUUGGCAAAGGACAAGACCCUGCAGGACCUCAUCUAUGACAUGUCCACCUCCGGAUCAGGCUCUGGUCUACCCCUGUUUGUGCAGCGGACGGUAGCCAGGACCAUCGUGCUGCAGGAGAUAAUCGGGAAGGGUCGUUUUGGUGAGGUGUGGAGAGGGAAGUGGAGGGGAGGAGAUGUGGCGGUGAAGAUCUUCUCAUCCAGAGAGGAGCGCUCCUGGUUCAGAGAGGCUGAGAUCUACCAGACAAUCAUGCUGCGCCACGAAAACAUCCUGGGAUUCAUCGCAGCAGACAAUAAAGACAAUGGUACAUGGACUCAGCUGUGGCUGGUGUCAGACUAUCAUGAGCACGGCUCUCUUUUUGACUACCUGAACCGCUACUCUGUCACCAUCGAGGGCAUGAUCAAACUGGCGCUGUCGGCUGCCAGCGGCCUGGCACAUCUACACAUGGAGAUCCUCGGCACUCAGGGUAAGCCGGGCAUUGCUCACCGUGACCUCAAGUCUAAAAAUAUCCUGGUUAAGAAGAACGGCAUGUGUGCCAUAGCUGACCUCGGCCUGGCAGUCCGCCACGAGUCCAUCACAGACACAAUCGAUAUAGCACCGAACCAGCGCGUGGGCACUAAGAGGUAUAUGGCUCCAGAAGUCCUGGACGAAACCAUCAACAUGAAACACUUCGAUUCCUUCAAGUGUGCCGACAUUUACGCGCUGGGCCUGGUGUACUGGGAGAUUGCGCGUCGCUGCAAUGCAGGAGGUAUCCACGAGGAGUACCAGCUGCCCUACUACGACCUCGUACCCUCUGACCCCUCCAUAGAGGAGAUGAGGAAGGUGGUGUGUGACCAGAAACUGAGGCCCAAUGUGCCCAACUGGUGGCAGAGCUACGAGUCACUGCGUGUGAUGGGGAAGAUCAUGAGGGAGUGCUGGUACGCCAAUGGAGCAGCCAGACUGACGGCCCUGCGCAUCAAGAAGACCCUUUCUCAGCUCAGCGUGGAGGAGGACGUCAAGAUGUGAGCGGUCAGGCGGCGAAAAAAGGCGCGCUGGAGACGCACAACCAGACCACACUCCCAUAGGAAACAAACACUAAAGACAAACUGCAAAUGAAAAACCUGCCAGUUUUAAAGCCACACUCCAAGUUGUGACGAGGCCUACCUCACCUUUUUAGCCAAAACUACUGAGAGUCACCCUUCCUGUCUUGACUUUACUCUCCUCCCCCCCGCCACCUCCCUUUGUUCCUCAUGUCUCCUCCCUGUUCCCUUCGACCUACCCUUCUCCAUGGGCCACAACACUACAGCACUACCACUGUUAAUAUCAUCACACUCAACCCUUUUUUUGUUUUCAUUUCCCAUGGCAGGAAUUAAUACUAUUGUACAGUGAUGGAUUUUUUUUGUUUGAUCUUUUUUACCUCUCUGAAAAUUUGUCCCAAGACGGACUAACCUUGUCCAGAAGAGUCGAGAAGGUUGUAAGUUUAAGAAUAAUAACAAUUCAUAUUCUGUUGGCCAUGCAACAUCACAUUGUGUUGCUGAGAGUGUGUGUGUGUGUGUGUGUAAGGGGGAAAGAGGCUGAAGCACUGUUUUUAGUCGUGUUUAAAAAGUGUCUGAACUACUAGCAUGUUUCUAAGACACUGAGAUGUCCUCUGGUAAAGGCUGUAGCUCAUUAGACAAAUCAAAUAAUGAGACGUAUGGUAAUUAAGCAUGAACAGACAGAUUUUGCUUUUCAAUCCCUCACUUGAAUAUCCUUCAAAACAGAAACGAGUUGCACCCAACUGUAGCUUCCUCAUCCCGGUGUUAGUUUGAAAUGUGGCAGGGAUAAUGUUUGGGAUGGUUUUACUUUUAUUUAUUUGUCGAUAGUUUUUAUUUCAUAUUGAUGAACACUGUGAGAUGAGAUGUGAAAAGCCAGAGUCUAAUAUGAAAUUUAACGUUGUUCAGUCCAAGUCUUCAUCAUCUCUCAGCCGUUAGAUUACGGGGUUGGUGCAUUCGUUUUAAUAAGAUACUGAGCGCAAAUUAUGGAUGUAGCCAUAAGCCCCGUUGUUGACAGGCGGUGACAUCGUGCACACUGAGUAAAUAAGAGGCGUAUGAAAUGGCAAUGAAAAAUACUGUUUUUGUUUUUUUUAUAUUUUUGUGUUUUGUGUAAAGACAUCAUGAUGGGUGUUUUCUUUUGACGUUGACAUUAGACACUACUGAUGAUGGGUACAUAUGAUUUGUAUAUAAGACAUGCAUUUUUUUCCUUUUAUGCCACAAGCACCAGUGUGACAUCUGAACAGUGAUUUUUUGCUUGAAUGGUACUUUCAGAAGUUUUAAUCUGUCUGCAUGGUUUCUAACUGUGCCAGGAAAUAAGUGUGUCAUCUGCUGGAAUUUGUUUUUAAUUUGCUCCUCUCAUGGCAACUUUGGUGGUACUACUGAUCCCAGAUAAUUUUGCUGCAACCUGUUUUUUUUUUUAUGUAUAAUUGUUGCUUGUUGAGUUCUUCUCAGAGCUCAGUAAUGCAGAUCUGUUUCUACAUAAUGUCCUCCGGGGUGACAUCUCUUUCUCAUUGACACUGGAAUAUUUAGGAGCGUCAUGUAACCUUGAAUUCUGAUACUGCCAAUGGCUAUUUAUUCAGAGAUAAAGACAGCUGCUGACAGUUCACACACAGGGAACAUACGGUUAGAUGUGAAAAAAAAGUAGUUGAGACGUUUUACCUUCAAAGACUGACAUGCUGUGACGUGAAACUGCAUGUUUUCAUUCUACUUUGUCGUCUGCAGCUUCGAGUCUGUCUGCAGACAAAACUAUGAAAGUAUUACACUGACAAUUGUCACCGUUGGGGCUCUGCACUGUUAUGUCCACAUGGACUUUAGUUAAUGUAAGUUGUGUCAUCACUUGAUCCAGAAUCCAUGUGUCAUGUUAGUAUCCAUUUUGCAUGCUGUCUCAAACACUGGGUCUUCUGCACUGAGGUAGAUGAACUUAAGACUUGUCUUCUUCCUACCUGUUGUUGUUUUCUUUCUUCCGUUUUGUUUGUGUCGUUGGCUGUGUACCCCAGAAAUGUUGCUGCUACUGUUAACAUGGGUGGAAGUUCAGCAGGCAGAUCGGAGAAGGAGAGCUGGGAGAGAAAAUAGGGAGACUGCUGUCAGUUGAACCAAAAUUGUCAAAACACUCCUGUCCAUGUUUGGUUUGUUGCCAUGGGUAUAUGACCAUCAGACAUCCUGUUCAUAAGUAAUACUUCAAGAUUUCAAAAAUCAUGUUGUUGCAAAUCUUUUCAGAUUAGUUUGAAAAGUGUAUAUAGAUGAUAUACAAUAAAUUCCUCUUUUCUUAUCUGUGA
This is a messenger RNA of Sebastes umbrosus (honeycomb rockfish), 3958 nucleotides long. It is a transcript of the gene acvr1ba, whose product is annotated as activin A receptor type 1Ba. The record is from RefSeq and is a predicted model, not a curated record. The transcript is spliced from 9 exons. The coding region runs from base 184 to 1677 and encodes 497 amino acids. Gene Ontology annotation, molecular function: activin binding; ATP binding; activin receptor activity, type I. Lineage: Eukaryota; Metazoa; Chordata; Actinopteri; Perciformes; Sebastidae. Gene Ontology annotation, cellular component: activin receptor complex; plasma membrane. Gene Ontology annotation, biological process: cellular response to growth factor stimulus; activin receptor signaling pathway; nervous system development.